UCGAAACGAGAAUUGCAAAGAAAACGAAACAAAAACAAACGAUUGAAUUUCUUUGGUUUCAAGUGGAGUUUUUAAUUCAUUAGAUUUAAUUGUGUCUAAAUUAUUCGUUAAUUAUGUUCACUUUGGAAAAAAUUCCUCAAAAGGGACCUGAACCAUUCGGUGAUCCUAAGGAUUUAUCAUUGAGAAAGAUUGAAAAAAAUGUACUAAUUCCUGAAAUUAUGAGAGAAAUUGCCUCAAAGAAUCAAUGUAAAGAUGUUACUAAAGCUUUUUUUGAUUGUGCCAAGGAAAAGGGAAUCUUGAUUGCCCCGAAAUGUAAUAAACAUCGUGACAAUCUAGUAAAUUGUAUGGAAUACUGGUUGAAUGACAAAGAUUUCAGAAAAGAAACAACUAUUCAAUACUUAAAGGAUAGAGCCGAAUACAGGAAGACAGGAGUAACAGCCAGGCCAUCAAAAAGGCUUAACACUGGAACCCACAAUUAAUUGUUCUCAUCUCUCUCUCUCUCUCUCGCUUGCAACAUGUAACAUUAGUGAUAUUUUCCAGUUUAUGGGCAGUGAAUUAAUAUCUAAACAAUCAGACUUAUUCAACAACCUGAACAACUGAUGAUGCGUUAUAACAAUAUUUUUUGAGUACCAUAAUCAUCAUUUAGUUAAAUUGUUGGUAUAAUUUAAAACCGAUCAAAAGUGCCCAUCAAGAAUCAUUGGACCAUUUGAGGUGAACAAUCAAAUUGAAUGUGAAAAGAUUCAAAGUAUUCACAAUAAUUGUUUCAUGGAAAUAAAAUUGUUCACCAACAAACUUUCAUCUCAAUGUAAUAAUAAUAAAUGUUCAUACAAAUACCAGAUUAUAAUUGUAAAAAGUAUUAUUAGUUCAAUAAAUUAGGAUUCAAGUUCUA
Messenger RNA from Panonychus citri (citrus red mite), 889 nucleotides. RefSeq names its product COX assembly mitochondrial protein homolog. Bases 114 to 479 code for a protein of 121 amino acids. The record is from RefSeq and is a predicted model, not a curated record. The transcript is spliced from 4 exons. Lineage: Eukaryota; Metazoa; Arthropoda; Arachnida; Trombidiformes; Tetranychidae.